Molecule: messenger RNA, 2320 nt
Organism: Rhipicephalus sanguineus (brown dog tick)
Lineage: Eukaryota; Metazoa; Arthropoda; Arachnida; Ixodida; Ixodidae
Product: protein arginine methyltransferase NDUFAF7, mitochondrial
Exons: 10
Coding region: 139-1512 (457 amino acids)
Biological process (GO): mitochondrial respiratory chain complex I assembly
Cellular component (GO): mitochondrion
Molecular function (GO): protein-arginine omega-N symmetric methyltransferase activity
Source: RefSeq, a predicted model, not a curated record
AAGGGCGCAGCGCCGCAACAGCUGAUGAGCUUACUUUAAAGGGACCGCACUAGGACACUGAUAAAAGCCUACAUUGUCGGACCACUUAAUGAUCAGCAAUAGUUAAGUUAGUACAGUAGCGCGCCUGAAAGCGACGAGAUGAAUUCGGCAGUCACGCGCGCGGUCUGCAAGCUCCUGCGGGCACCGAAUGCCGCGGGAAUGGUAGUGCGAAAACUUCACGGCAAGCCACCGACGACUUCGGGUGUCAUCAAACAGUUGAGCAAGCGUUCCAUCGUGAUCGAAGCUCAGGCAAAGUCUGCCGAGACCAAGCUUCUGCAGCAACUCAGGUCUCGAAUACUGGCGACGGGACCCAUCACCGUUGCUGAAUACAUGAAAGAAGUGUUGACCAAUCCGAUGUCCGGGUACUACAUGCAUCGGGACGUUUUUGGCAGUUCGGGUGACUUCACGACGUCACCGGAGAUCUCUCAGAUGUUCGGAGAGCUAGUGGCCGUGUGGUUUCUCAACGAAUGGGUCAAGGCCGGAAAGCCGAAGCCGCUUUACAUUGUGGAGCUGGGCCCCGGACGCGGUACUCUGUCUGAUGACAUGCUACGGGUGUUCUCCAAGUACAGCGAUGCCAUGGAAGUUGUGUCCUUGCACCUGGUCGAAAUCAGCCCGCACCUGAGCCAAGUGCAGGAGCUCAAGCUCUGCGGAACUGUCAGCGUCGUGAAGGACGUGUUUGAACACAACCCGGUCACCCUACGUCUUCCAGUAAAGAAAGACACCGAAGAGGCCACUUACAAACACAGCAUCACCAAGCAUGGCGUUCCUGUCGGCUGGUACCGUCACUUACAUGAUGUGCCGCACGGGUUCUCAUGCUUUAUUGCCCACGAGUUCCUGGAUGCGCUUCCCGUCCACAAGUUCCAGCGCACCCCCGAAGGAUGGCGGGAGGUUUUCAUAGACCUGGACGAUGGGCCGGGUCCACACCACUUGCGCUAUGUGCUUUCCCGUGGACCUACUCCGGCAAGCUUCUUUGCCAAUGUGACAGGCGAAAAGCGGGACCACGUCGAAGUCUGUCCGGAGGCUGGUGUCAUUGUCCAGGAGCUUGCACACCGCAUGGACGAACACGGAGGCUGUGGGCUUAUUGUAGACUACGGGCACGAUGGUGAUAAGACAGACACUUUCCGGGCAUUCAAGAACCACGCCCUUCAUCCUGCACUGUCCGAGCCGGGAACGGCAGAUUUGACUGCGGACGUCGACUUCUCUUAUCUGAGACGGAUUCUCAAGGACAGAGCAUUGACAUUUGGGCCAAUUCCCCAGGGAGAAUUCCUCAGAAACAUGGGCAUCAACAUACGCCUGGAGAAACUCUUGGCCAACUGUCCCCCCGAGGCACGGCAGGACUUGCUGACCGGCUACGAGAUGCUCACGAAUCCGGAGAAGAUGGGAGAGCGGUUCAAGUUCUUCGGCAUCUUUCCAAAGGACAUGCAGGACACCCUGAGCACCAAUCCUCCGGCAGGAUUCUUUGCCCCUUCGUAAGAGUCUCGCAAGGACACCUACGGGGUUUUACUACUACUUUAGCGGCAGGGUACGUCCGCAUGUGCUGACCCUCUCAGGAACUGCAUACUUCGUCUCGAAAUGUCGAUAUUGGCCGCAGUUGGCACGAUGUCGAACUACAUUUUGCCAUUAUCGAAUCUUCGUGAAAUGGUCCAGCGAAUGCCAUCAUUCCUCCGUUGAACAAAACGGAUUGCAGUCCUCGUCUUAGCAGUUCCUCUUAAACUUCACGCUUUGACCAUCUAAAUAACAAAAGCAGCAGCACUUGCAUUCUGAUAGCGUAUUCCAAGCUCGAACAGACAGUGUGAGAGGGAGCAGACCUAAGGCAUACCUUAUAUUUUAUACUUUUUUUUAUGCAAUACCAUGACAUCGUUAUGUGGCUGAGUCAUGCAUGAUAUAGCUUCUUAGUCAUUUCAUCUAGUGCCAAUAUUGUCCUUGUGUUCAUUUCCCCUAACAGAAUAGGGUUGCGAAGGCUCGUAUUGGCAUUGCAUAUUCUUUAGUUUUGGUGGGCAUUUACUCUAAACUACUUCAAAGGCACGUCCAAUACCACCAGUGUUCCACUUGGUAGUGGUGUGUAGCGAAGCCGAGAAAGUGUGAUGGUCAGACAGUUUGUGCGCGGCAAGAGGGGCAGUCGAUGGUAAAAAGAAUAGUAAUCUUUAAUAUUUCGAGAAGGCUCACACUUGGUUCAAUCCCUCCGUGCAGAGUAUAUAUUCCCAUUCACCGAGCCAGCAAAACAGUAGCUGGAAGUUUUAUACGAUUGCGCAAAAUAAAAACGAAAUGCCUUACACCUUGA